AUGGCCACUGAUCUGAACGGAAAGAUAGACAUAAUCUACAGUGAGCUAAUGAGGAAAUUCGACGCUUUAAGUGGACACAUUAAGAUACUGGACGGUCAAGUCGCGGAAAACGCGACCUCCAUCAAAAGGGUGACAGGACGUCUCCCUGGCGGAAAAUGCCUCAACCCGAGCGCAAUAGAAAUCAACUAUGCAGAGAAACGUGCUCAAGUUGAGAAAACCGGUGAAAGUAGGUCACGACCAAUAGCCCUCGAUAGUCUCAACCCAGAAUCAGAAACACCUCAAGAGAAAGAGUGGUCCAACGCUGAGGAAGCAACCAUCAACCUCGAAGGGGAAGAAGAGGAGUUAGAAGAAGAUGUAGAUAUCGAUCGACAAGAAGGAACGAACGUCGAUCGACCCAACACAACACAUACUAAGAGAGAAUUAGAUGAAGCGAUCUGCAAGAAAGCAUUCGAUAAAAUCACGUUGGAAAUGCCAUUGAGUGCUGCCAUAGAAGUUUCAUCAUCAAUAAAGAAAUAUCUAAAGGACAUGGUAUCCAACAGCUUCCCAGCUGCUGAACACAUUGUCAUGAUGGUUUCAGAGGAAGUAAGUGCAAUAAUCCAAGGUUCCAGUGUAAACCUCAUGCCGCACUUUGUCGCGAUAUCCCUGGGAUACGACAAGUUCAAGCUUACCAAAAUAACUUUGGUUCUUGCCGAUAGAUCCGUUAGAGUAUCUGAGGGAGUAUGUGACGACGUGCCAAUAAAGAUUAACGACUGUCACGUACCAACGGAUUUUGUUGUGCUGAAAUACCAGAAUGAACCGAAAGAUCCCCUCAUUUUGGUUAGACCAUUUCUAGCUACAGCUGGUGUGAUCAUCGAUGUCAAGGAAGGUAGGAUACGUCUAAACAUUGGAAACAUUCCGAUGACUUCGACAUGGAAAACCUGA
Brassica oleracea var. oleracea is the source of this 921-nucleotide messenger RNA. RefSeq lists its product as uncharacterized. NCBI's taxonomy places the organism in Eukaryota, Viridiplantae, Streptophyta, Magnoliopsida, Brassicales, Brassicaceae. The record is from RefSeq and is a predicted model, not a curated record. The transcript has 4 exons. Bases 1 to 921 code for a protein of 306 amino acids.